AUGGGCGGAACGGGGGGGGGGGAGAAUUUUUGUCUCUUUAUUUCCCUUUUGAUGGUUCUAUUCAAAUACUUGCUAAAAUCAAUAUCUAUCUAUCUAUCUAUCUAUCUAUCUAUCUAUCUAUCUAUCUAUCUAUCUAUCUCUGAUCAGCGGAUCUAUCUAUCUAUCUAUCUAUCUAUCUAUCUAUCUAUCUAUCUAAUUGUUUUUUCUUCUUUUCUUAAUCCUUAUUUUCAUUUUCUUUCCUCUCACUAUAAAUUCUUUCUUCUCACAUUCCCUCUUUCCUCCCACCACUCUCCAUUUUUCUUUCAUUUUCAUUCUUCCUCUUCUCCUCUCCUCCUCCUCCUCCUCCUCCUCCACAUAUCACCAGUCUCAACAAAGGCAACCUCCUCCUCACUCUCCCCAGAUUUGUCUUUUUUUUAUAUCCCCCUCCUUUCUCUCUCUUUGUCUUAUUCCUCUUCCCCUUUGCACUUUUCCACAUUCAAAGAAUGGAAUGACAACAGAUGCAUAUACUGCAGCAGCGACAUAUGCAACAGAACUACCCAAAGUUUGAAGCACUUGACAGAAAAAUAUAUAAAUUAUCUGGAUCUCUCUAUCUGUCUGUCUAUCUAUCUAUCUAUCUAUCUAUCUAUCUAUCUAUCUAUUUCAGUCUGUCCAUCUCUCACUCUCUCUUGCUCUCUAUCUCUUUAUUGA
Messenger RNA from Acanthosepion pharaonis, 687 nucleotides. The record is from the annotation of a GenBank genome assembly. Lineage: Eukaryota; Metazoa; Mollusca; Cephalopoda; Sepiida; Sepiidae.